AGCCUUACCUCAGCAGGUCGGCCGACUUUUGAGAAUUCGUCGAGCUCAACCUCUACAAAACCUCGGACGUCCUUGUGAAUAGCGAUCGGUUCGAGAGAACGCGGGAAACCAUUUCCGAGGAGAUCUCUUUUUCGGGGAGACAGAGAUCAGUGGUAUCAUGUCGGCUAUCAGCAUGCCAUCCCAAGGCGACUUUGACGUCCUCUCCCUCCUCACCUCGGAUGUCCCGUAUCAUCAUCGUCUUCCCUCCUCAUCGUCUCCGCCAAGACGGUCUGGCGAAUCGAGUCCACCUUUGCAUGCUCACGUCCCUUCAUCGGAAAGAUCAAAGCCCAAGCAGAAGCAGAGAGAUGAUAAUCCAAUCGAUGCCUUAUUGAUCAGUGCUGUGAUCGCCGGCAGCGGAUCCAUGUCGAGGCAUCAUUUCAGUCAUGCUGGUAAUGCGUAUCAGAACUGCGAUACGCUUCCUAGACCGAUACCCACCACCCAGUCAAGUACCUCUCCACCCGUCAUGCGAUCCAUGCAGGCUCCUCGAUCUGUCCGAUUGAAGCUGGAACGAGAGGCAGAGGCGAAACGCAAAGCAGUCGAAGCAGAGACACAAGCCAAGCAAAUUCCAAAGCCUGCUUCUACUACUACGACGGUAUCGUCACAAUCGGUCGAGGCGUCAUUGUCGAGCUCUCUAGGUGGGAUGUCCAUGGAUAGCGGGGGAGGAGGUACUAGGAAACCAAAGCGGAAAAUGUCUAUUGAUCCGUCCCCUGUCGCUCAAAUUUUGCAGAAUGCUUCAUCGGUCGGGAAACAUACUUUCCAGACUCUCCCAGCAACGACUAAUGCCAUGGGAUCAAGCGGAUCUGCCUUACUAGGUUCUCCUGGAAAUCUAGCCUAUGCGCAACCUGGAGUAACUGCCGGACCUUCACGUCAGCCUACAUCCGUUCAGGUCCGAUGUAUGGCACGGACCCGAGUCCCCACACCACACGGAGAGGUCUUCUUACACCUCUACCACAACUCUGUAGAUACCAAAGAACACCUGGCUAUCGUCUUCGACCCCAUUCAGCUGGAUCCUGAUGCCAGAGCGAUGGCGCCGAGGAGAAGAAGGGAGAUCCGAAGUACCUCUUUGGACCAGAGUUGGCGAGAAGGCGAGACAGACAUGGAGCGAGUGGUCAGAGGAGCAUACGUUGGCCGGCUGGUUCCAGGUGGAGAGGAUCAAGCGAGUACGCCGGUCGCUGCAAAGUCUGCAGCAAAGGUGGACGGAGGAGAUGUGUUGGACGGCUUGGGAGUAGUCGGAGAGGAAGACGAUGAGGAUUCUACUGGAGACAUUCACGACAUUCUUCCCUUGGUCAGGAUCCAUUCGGAGUGCUUUACUGGUGAGACUAUCGGAUCGAUGAGGUGCGAUUGUGGUGAACAGCUGGAUGAGGCAUUACGAUUGAUCUCGCUGUCAAACCCUCUUCCAUCCACACAUCCUCCUCACACAACACAUCGUCAUCAUCAUCAUCAUCCUUUGGAUCUUGCCGACUCUAUUCCCUCCACUCGACUCCCAUCCCCUUCCUCCACUGCCGCUUCGACACCUGGUAUUCGUGUACCUGGCCGCGGUGUCGUCAUUUAUCUACGUCAAGAAGGACGAGGUAUCGGAUUACUUGAAAAGAUUCGGGCGUACAAUCUCCAAGAUCUAGGUCAUGAUACAGUCACUGCGAAUCUCAUGCUUGGACACGGAGCAGACGAGAGGAGUUACACGGUUGCCGCGGAGAUCCUGAGGGAUCUGGGACUUGGUGGACAGUCCUCAUCUCAGGGUAUCAGACUACUCACGAACAAUCCUGAGAAAGUCGAAGGACUCGCAAAGGAAGGCGUGAGGAUAGCCGAGAGAGUUGGCAUGGUCCCUAGAGACUGGAGGUGUCCUUCCAAUUCCCCAGUCCGACGUUAUCGCCAAUUGCCUUUGGAAUCUGAACAGGAUGAUCAAGAAAAGGAAUACGAAGAUUGGAGAGCAAGACGCGCUGGUGUAGGCAUGAUCGGUGCAGGCAGAACGUAUGGUCCAGAAUUGGAGAAGUAUCUCAGAACAAAGGUAGAGAGAAUGGGCCAUAUGAUUGAUAUACCGCCCGGCGACUCAUGAAUUGAUACAGCAUACACAUGUAGUAGUCAUACUGUCAUACCAUCUUGUUGCGUAUUCUUUCACGCAUGCAUCCCACCCUUAAUUCUAGUCCUC
This is a messenger RNA of Kockovaella imperatae, 2185 nucleotides long. RefSeq names its product GTP cyclohydrolase II-domain-containing protein. Gene Ontology annotation, molecular function: GTP cyclohydrolase II activity. The transcript has 3 exons. Gene Ontology annotation, biological process: riboflavin biosynthetic process. The record is from RefSeq and is a predicted model, not a curated record. Lineage: Eukaryota; Fungi; Basidiomycota; Tremellomycetes; Tremellales; Cuniculitremaceae. Bases 158 to 2092 code for a protein of 644 amino acids.